UUCAAAGUAUCAAACUGUACGCUUUUUUUCGAAGUUUUGAGCUUAAUGUUCAAGUGAAGAGAAUUUGAAACAACCUGUUUUUAAAGUCUGGUUUCAAUAUAAAACUUGUUGCGUUUGCCGAAAAAGGAUGUCAGGAUUUAGUGAUUUGCUUCAGCAAGCCGAACAGCUGACAGCGGACAUUGAGAGUGGUGGCGAGCUUCCGAGGAUAGAGAGAAACCUGCAUCAAUUGGCAGAAGCAGGUGACCGACUGUGGAAGAAAACAACAGGGGGGGCUGGCGACGAUGCUGAUGUCAGAGCGUCUAUACUGCUCGGUUCCAAAGGCUUUGAUUUACCAAAGUUGUCUGAAAAAUUAGAUAAUCUUAGUACGGCCAAUACCUUUGAACCAUUGGAACCAAUCAGAGAUGCGGACAUUCAGGGAUUUUUGAGAAAUGAAAGGGAAAAUGCUAUCUUGGCUGCAAUAGAAGAAUCCAAAAAGAAUACAUUUGAUGAAGCGGAGAGGAAUCAUUGGAGAUGCAUGGAGCAAGACUGGGAACAAGAGAAGUUGAAAAUCUUAAAUUCUCUACUGGGUUCCGAUCAAGAUUCUCUCGAUUUCUCAACCGAGAUCAUGGACGGUGCUUUCAAUCGUGUUGAUCUCUCUCAGAGAAGUGGCCUGGAUUUCGUUGAAAUGGCAUAUGCAAGACAGAUUUUCCGUAGACUCACAGGGUUUUUUCAUACAGCGUGCGCGAUCAUUUUUAGAGAAACGGUAUCAGAAAUACAUAGAAAGAACAGUGUACAAUAAUCUACAGCAAGCUCAGCUUGGAGGUGUUCCAGGUGUUUUCUUUUUAGUAAAGAGUUUUUUAGAGAUACGACCGAUGGUUGCCAUCUCGCACGAACUUGAGGUAUUGAAAUUAGGAGAAAAGUAUAAAGACCCGUUCACACGAUCCGAUUGUUUCUGUUCCGACUUUUGGUUACUUGUUCAGACGGUCCGAUAGUUUUGUUGACAUUUAUAUUCGUUUGAAUAUUUAUUGUCUUGAAAGCAGCUAUUUGUGUUAUCUAGUACAUUUAUCGAUAUAUCUGCGUAAUUUUAUACUUGUUUUCAAGUCUUUUUCAAAUCUAAUUUCUCGCGUUAGCUCAAAUUUGAGAAGUAUAGAGAGUAAAAAGCUUUAGCCUGGUCGCCCUUCCUGUGAUGUUAUCUCAAUCUCGCCGAGUGUAUUCGUCAAGGCGACAGAAAGGAAUGAAACUCUGAAAUUACCGUCCAUAUCUUCAAAAAUUUCAACGACCGGCGUUCAAGAAGACUUUCAUCUCGGCGAACAAGUACAAAAACAGUUUUCAAGACAGUUCGAUGUUAAAGAAUUUCUCAAACUUUCCACUCCGUUCGCAAUGAGUGUCAGCAAGAACACGAUAAAUAACUCUGAAACGAGUCUUAUAUCCAAGACAAGUGAUGGCGACAGAAACGAGGAGAAAAUGAAAAUGUUUGAAAAAAUAUCCCCGACGAACUUGGUUCAAGUCAUUAAAACCAAACUAUCAUUUAGAAA
Molecule: messenger RNA, 1514 nt
Organism: Xenia sp. Carnegie-2017
Lineage: Eukaryota; Metazoa; Cnidaria; Anthozoa; Malacalcyonacea; Xeniidae
Product: nuclear pore complex protein Nup93-like
Exons: 9
Coding region: 128-778 (216 amino acids)
Biological process (GO): protein import into nucleus; poly(A)+ mRNA export from nucleus
Cellular component (GO): nuclear pore
Molecular function (GO): structural constituent of nuclear pore
Source: RefSeq, a predicted model, not a curated record